GGCAGGGUGGUGGGCAGGCGCCGGGCAUACCGCGGGGCUGCGCGCGGACCCACAUUUCGCGCGGGCGGGCGUGAGUCGAUUUUUUUGUUUUCCCAUACAAAUCCUUUUUUCGGGAAAUGCUUUUUCGGCGGAAAACGCAGUGCAGCGGAGUUGACCCCCAAAAAGCGUCGCAGGGCCUAUGAGAAGAGAGCGAGUGCGGCCUACGGGCAGCACAGCGCGACUACUCCGCCUCAGCACGCAAUGGUGGUGGCGAAUGCGCUGUAGAAAAGCAGCGCAGCAAUCGAACGUCCCGUAUCUUACAGAUUACAGCGUCGUGACCGCCCAACCGGCCCUGCAGGCAAUUACGUCUCGGCCGGCGGAGGAUCAUAGCUGCGAUCGCCCACAGGCGCGGCGGCCGCUACGGCGGACCGCCAGACCUGUGUUUCCCGGCGGGAUUGGGGUGCUGCGGCGCCCGAGUCCCCAAGGAUGGGCUCUGUAGACGGAUGGCCGCUGGCUACCCUUUUACUGAGCAUCGGGAGAAAGACGCCCGCCGCGGACGCUGAAUAGCUGAAGCGGCGGGGCCAGUCUCUCCUCUCGGGGCCCCCUAGCCACGCCUGGCGCGGCGAAAGGGGCUCUGGGGAACGAGGGGUGGGAAGCCGGAAGCCACGGGGGCGCCGGUCGGCCCAGCCGACAGGCCGCCUCCGCGGUGCGGGCGCCGUCCCCAGGGACGGUGGCCCGCUCGACCUGUAACACAAUCUCUUCGGCCGCCGCUCGCGGCGCCGAUGGCCCUCACGGGCUCACGAUAGUUACCUGGUUGAUUCUGCCAGUAGUCAUAUGCUUGUCUCAAAGAUUAAGCCAUGCAUGUCUAAGUGUAAACAAUUACAUAGUGAAACUGCGAAUGGCUCAUUAUAUAAGUUAUCGUUUAUUUGAUAGUUCCUUACUACUUGGAUAACCGUGGUAAUUCUAGA
Messenger RNA from Colletotrichum phormii, 947 nucleotides. RefSeq lists its product as uncharacterized. Lineage: Eukaryota; Fungi; Ascomycota; Sordariomycetes; Glomerellales; Glomerellaceae. The transcript has a single exon. The coding region runs from base 179 to 478 and encodes 99 amino acids. The record is from RefSeq and is a predicted model, not a curated record.